AUGUUAGUGUCUGUGCCACGACGGAACUUCCAGGAUAGGAUGCUGGGUCGAGAGGCCAGAUUGCGGCCAGCGGUGCUUCAUAUAUUUUCAAGUGCCGAAAGUGUGGAUACCUCGGACAACAACCCGCCGCCCCCGGCGCUGCCACCGCGGCGGCCGCUCCGACCGAGCAACGACGGCGCCGCCGCCGCCGUCGUCGUCUUGAGGUGCGGCGACGCGCCGCGACGUCCGGCGUCGACGGCGACGACGGUUAAUACGGCAGCGACGGCGGCUACGACGACGACGACGGCGCCGCCGCCGACAACGACGACGACGACGCCGACGACGACGACGCCGACGGCGAUUAGCAGGACGACAACCAGGACGACGACGCCGCUGACAGCGGCCACGUUACCCACGUCCCACGGCUCAACGACCUCGCCACAGCCGCCGCUCUUGACGCCGCCCCAGUAUCCUGCGCCCCCACGGCCCCCUAGUCGUACCGGUGGGGAUGAAGCGCGUGUCGCGAGGGCGAGAGGAAGCGGACGCGGAGCAUUACCGAGCCCCAUCCUCGCUAAUGGAACGCCCUCGUCGAGAGUGCCACCACCUCGCGCGGGCUGGGCAGUGCGGAUCACCGAGGCGACACUUACCCCAACGUCAAGUCAGCGUCCAUCGGUCCCAGGUACAUCACCGACGGCCGUCGAACAAUGGGCUAGCGAGCGGGCGGCACCGGUUUGGACGGGUCGUGCCGCAGCAGCAGUAUCAUCAUUAUCAUCACCGUCGUUAUCAGCAGCAGCCGGAGCAACGGUGUCAAACACACCAGGUGGACUUACGUUCAUCGCCACAGCGGACCGAGAAGUCCGCGGACCAGCCAGCACCGCUGGUAUCCGUCUCGAGCAUCGUCGGGAGGAGAGGGAGGAGCUGGAGGCGACGAAAAAGGUGGAGCAUCGACAGCAGCAGCAGCAGCAGCAGCAGCAGUGUCAUCAGGAUCACUGGCAUCAGCAGCAUCAGCAGCGUCAUCCGGAGACGACGCAUAGCCUAGCAACAGCAGCGGGCCGUCUUGAACUGAGAGGUCGGCCGAUGUCGCGUAACGAUGCGAUACCGCCGCUCACGCGGCAUCCUUCCUCACGAGCGAGCAAUGCCGCCGGUGGUGGUUUCACUACCACCACCACCACCGUCGGCAGCAACGGUGACGAUUGCGGCACCGGCGAAGACGCCGCGGACCAUCACUCGCGUCCCGUCUUUGACGAGGAGUGCGUGCACGAUCAUAGUCGGCCAUUCCCGCCGCCUAGAUUGCCGUCUGUGUCGCCGCCACCGCCACCCCCGCCGCAGUCGAACGUGACGACGACGGCGUCGGUACCCGGGGUGCCGACGUCCCGACUAGCACCCCUCACCAUGCCCCUCACUCCGUUGUCGAGUUCCUUCCGAAGCAGGCCGGCCCUGCGUCGUCCGCAGAACGUGGAGACGUCGAGCGACGCGAAUUCCAGGAGCCUGCUGGCGUUACCCGCGGAUGCCGCGGCAACGACGACGGCAACGACGACGACAACGACGACGACGACGUCGUCGUCGUCGUCGUCGGCUAGAAGUACGCUCGGUGAGGUGAGCUUAGCCACUCCACGACCGAGCGGCGAGCGGACCAACAACGAGUACGUCGAGGCGCCGUUCAAGCACUCGUGCUGCAAUCAGGAACGACGCCUCGACGCUAAUAAUAAGGCCGUCGGCGACUGCCCGAAAAUCGAGAGGAGACAUCAUCACCAUCAUCACCAUCGUCACUUCCGGGGUCACGAAGGUGGGACGGACACCGCGUUGGUGCCAACGCAUCGAACACGUGGUCGCGCGAGGAAUCAUCAUCAGGGUCUGCGCGGUUUCAAUGGCGGCGCCUCGACCGGGGUUUCCUCCAUCGCCACGUCGGCGACGACGACGACGACGACGGCGACGGGCACCGCCGUCACAAAGCAGCCGGUGUCCUUCACGAAAGAGCCCGCUAACACCCUCGGCUCGCGGACACCCUACGAUCCGGCCAGUCUGUCAAUCAUAUGCGACUUCUGCGACAAGUGCCGGUGCGAGUCGUGCCGUCAGCCACCCCCGUUACCCAGUAAGUGGUUGUGCGAUAAUACGUGUCUCUGUUCGGCCGAGACCGUGUUGGACUACGCUUCCUGCCUGUGCUGUGUCAAAGGUCUCUUCUACCAUUGCGUGGACGGUGGCAGCGGUGGUGGUGUGGCCAGCGGCGUGGACGGCGAGGUCGGUGCGAGUUGCUCAGAUGAGCCGUGUUCGUGCACCGGUCAUCGUAGAGUCUCUAGAUGGGCCUGCUUGGGCGCCUUGACGCUCAUCAUGCCUUGUCUACUGUGCUAUUGGCCGUUCAAAGGUUGCGUUACUCUCUGCGAGGCGUGCUAUGCGCGUUACGCGGCGCAGGGCUGCCGUUGCAACCCCAACGCGAUCGGCUCCGCCGGCGGCAGGCAUCACCCGACCGCCGGUGACAUCAGAGACUCCAGGGACCCGGAGAAGAGGCUGUUGGACCCGGUCACGCCGGAAUUGUGAGUGCAGAAGAGACCUGUAAGGUGUGCCCGUGUGUUCUCGCCGGUAAUCGGAGGAAGGGAUAGGCGCGGUAUCCAAGUCGGAUGAGAGCUUGAACGUCGUGGCUGGUGAGCUCUGUCGCAUUGACGAACUAGCAGGCUGCGUGAGCUCGCGGAGGGAGCAAGAAUGAAUUGCAUCAAGUACAAGAGCUGCAUUUAUGUCGAGGAGAACGAUACCGGAUUUUGACGAAACUGUACGUCUGAUACGUGUCGAUCGCGAGUAUCUUUAUUUAUUAUUCUUCCAUGAACGAAAAGUGCGCGCGCGCGUGUAUGUAUGUGUGCGUCUGUGUGUGUGUGUGUGUGUGUAUGUGUGUGUGUGCGUGUGCGCAUAUGGGUGCGAGAGUGUAAGAAGGACAGUGCGUGCGUAUGUAUGGAUGUGUGUAUGAGAGUAGAGAGGAGCUCGCAUGUGCGUCGUGUACGCGUGUUCUUCGUGCGUUUGCAUGCGCGUUGUAUGGCGAACGGUAGAGAGGAAUGAGGUACGCGAGAGCCAGCGUAUCGUCCAGACAUACCACUUACGCAUAGAUAACUCUAUACAUAAUGAAUUAUACGCAUCGUACGCGCGCGUACGUAUUCACGCGUCGAGUGAAAUCGGGCGGACAGUAAUAUAUCGAGGUCGGGGGGAGGGGGUCACACAGAGAAAGACACACAGAACACACACAGAUAUAGACAGAUACACACAUACACAAACACACCACAGAUACGUCACACAAAGAGUAAAUAAAAAAGUUAAAGUAUAUAUUAUAUAUAUAUAUAUAUAUAAAUAUAUAAAUAUAUAUAUAGAUAGAUAGAAAUGUAUAUUGUAUAUUACGUUUGUAUAAAGAACAAACUUUUCUACGGUUAAUUUAUUUGCGGCUAUAACGCUAAGUGUAUGGUUCAUGAUAGAGCGAGAUGCGAAUUGGUAUAGAAUAGUGGGGGAGGAGGAGGCGUAAGGCAAAUUGUACCAAUGACAUGGACCAAUAUGGCUGCUGAGUGAAGCCCGCAUAAGCGUAACAAAGCUUUUCCGGCGAUAAAAAGGACGGAAGUUAGUGGGAGAGGGAAAGAAAGAAAGAAAGAAAACAUAAAAUAGAGAGAGAGAGAGGAAGAAACGGAGAAAGAUACAACGGAAGGCAAUAGAAUUUUCUUACUGUACGACGCGACUGUAUUCGUAAGAUUUGUAGAUAACCACGGGAAUAUCGCGGCAAGGGAGUCGAUGAGGAAAGGGUGGAAGCGCGCGCGUGUAGCGUCACGAGGAGGACUUUCCAUUUCGUCGAUAUUUUUCUCUCCAGUAUUAUCUAGUCCUGCGAGCGUUUCUCUCUCUCUCGGUUGGCGUUUGUCGUUCAGAAACGGGCCAUGCGGCGUGCGCGCGUGCGAGAGCGGAGACGCGAGAAAGGGGGAAUCCCCUACGCCUGGUCCCCUCUUCGCCUUCGUCCGCUAUAAAUAGGGACUCAUAAUCGGUAACAUCGCGGAUACACACGCACUCUUUCUCACCGAGCCUGGAAUUUUCUUCUCAGCUCUUCAUCUUUCUUUCUCUACCCCGAAUGUUAUCAAGCGACACACUCGUAUUUUUCCUCGUCGAAUCAGAAAUUGUCUUCUCGUUUCUUCACUUUUCUUUCUCAUUUUAUUAUCUUUCUUUCUCUCUCUCUCUCUCUCUCUCUCUCUCUCUCUUUCUCUCUCUCUCGCUUUCUCGAACGACACACGCAUGUGACUGGCGCGAUUUAAGAAUAGAGCCAUCGGUAGACUUCGGGAUCCGCGACAACAACGUUAUAUAUAUCGAACGCAAUUUCUACCCCAGAGGAGUAGCUCGGCAUCUUUCUCUCCCUCUCACUUCCUUCCUCUCUCUCUCUUUCUCUCUCUAUCUUUCUCUCUCUAUCUUUCGACGGCUCGCUCACCCUUCUUGCAAAGGGCAGGUAUUGCGAACAAUGGCAACAAGAAGAGCGUAGACGCGAUGGAAGAGAAAGAGAGAUUUUGGGAAGAGCGUUAGUACGCGGGAAUGCGGCAAGACGACGUGAGGAAAACUCCGACGGGAUUUCGGAUGCGAGACAAUUGCAAAGAGAGUGCAACAUGAGAGUGUAACCGGAACGGCGAAUAUCGAAGCGAAACGAACGAACCUCUGUCCUUUCGCGACUCUUAAGCCAAUUAAGACGGUAUCAACGGCCCUUCCGGCUGUUCUUUAAAGAGCGUUUCCUCCUAAAUUCGCAGGAAGACCGAUGAAAUAGAUGAUGAGCGCGCGAGUUAACGCAAACGCCCGAAAGAUGUCAGAUUUUUAUUCUUCUUACGACAAGACAAUUUCUUGGAUCUUGGAAUCUCUUUUAACCUUUUUCCUGUCUACUCACCAUAUAUACACACACAUACACAUAUGUUUAUAUAUACACACACAUAUAUGAUAUCCUCUUAUAUCAAUGAAAUAAUUGUCAUAGUUUAUUAUGAUUACAAAAAUACUGGUUCCUGUUAAAAAAUAAAAUUACUUAAAAUGUAACAAAAAAAAAACUGUAAAAGUCCAUUAGACAUAAAAAGAAUUGAAGCAACCAUUCCUGCGAUCCCUCGUCUGAUUGCGGUUCCAAGUUUCAGAGU
Molecule: messenger RNA, 5099 nt
Organism: Odontomachus brunneus
Lineage: Eukaryota; Metazoa; Arthropoda; Insecta; Hymenoptera; Formicidae
Gene: sty
Product: protein sprouty
Exons: 3
Coding region: 1-2514 (837 amino acids)
Biological process (GO): negative regulation of MAP kinase activity; negative regulation of Ras protein signal transduction; multicellular organism development
Cellular component (GO): cytosol; membrane
Source: RefSeq, a predicted model, not a curated record